UAUCUGUACAGUGACGAACCAGGAAGCGGUGGAAACAAGCUCAGCCUGCUCGGACUGGAGGACAAGCGACGUGUAAUAUUUGGUUGAAAAUGGCUGAUAGGAAAGCCAAUAACAUCCCUAGUAGCAGCGCAAACCUGCUGUUUUCAGCAGCCCCGGAGUUCAACUUCAGCCUCCCCUUCAUUCCUGUCAGCCAGGCCACUGGACCUGCGGUUUUAUCUGGAGAUGAUGUCAGUGAAGUUGGAGAAGAAGACAGUUUUCUUGGACAGACGUCAUCAACAGUUCCCCAACCCUCCACGUUCAGUUAUUUCUCAAGUACCACCACCAGCAGCAGUGACCCGUUUGCCUCUAUAGGACAGCAGCUAUGCCCGCCUCCAGCACCCACUGUCGUUCCAUCAACAACAGGGCCAUCGCCUGCGUCAAUUGCUGCUAGUCUGCCUCUAACUCCACCAAUAUCUCACAUGAACCCUGUUCAGCAGUAUGGCAGUGUUGUUAAUCAAAGCCCUAUGGGUACCUAUACUCCCCCUCCUAAUGCCCCAUCUCCACCUCCUCAGAGCUCCCAGCAGUCAUAUAAUCCAUACCGUCACACAGCUGCCAGUAGCAAAGCAAAUCCCUACCUCAUGGCUCCUGAAUUACAGCAACAGCCACCAAGCCAGAUGUCCCAGCAUCUAAACACCUAUUCUCAAGCUACACCUGCUCCUUUAUUCCAGGCCCCACCUACGGCAUUCAUGAAGCCUCCACCAACACAGGUUCCACCACCUCCUCCAGCAACCAGCAUGGCUGGGCCAUUGGUCCCUGCCAACUCUAUGAUGCCAUACACAUAUAAUGUUUAUGAAGCCAUUCAGCCUCACUGGUUCUACUGCAAACAAGUGGAGUCAAAGAUGGUCUGGCUUCCCUUUAGUGUUCUGGAUUCCAUGUAUCUGGAAGAGACUUUCAACUCUGUUCAGCCCGAUCCAGAGAAUGUGAUUGUAUGUACGGAUGGAGGGCGCUAUGAUGUUCAGCUGUAUGAUCGUGCACGGACCGCCGUGUACUGGGAGGAAGAGCCCACUGAGGUCCGUCGCUGUACCUGGUUCUACAAAGGAGACACAGACAGUCGCUUUGUUCCCUACUCUGAAGACUUCAGUGAAAAGUUGGAGGCAGAAUAUAAGAAAGCUGUUACUAAUAAUCAGUGGCAUCGCAGACUGGAAUUUCCAUCUGGGGAAACCAUUGUAAUGCACAAUCCAAAGGUGAUUGUGCAGUUUCAGCCAUCUGCUAUGCCUGAUGAGUGGGGCACGACACAGGACGGUCAGACUCGACCAAGAGUAGUUAAGAGGGGUGUGGACGAUGAUCAUGAUGAAGUUCCUGAUGGUGAGAUGGCACAGGUGGACCAUCUGGUGUUUAUGGUGCAUGGCAUUGGCCCAGUCUGUGACCUGAGAUUUAGGAGUAUUGUGGAGUGUGUGGAUGACUUCCGCAGUGUGUCCUUGAAGUUGCUGCAGAGUCAUUUUAAGAGGGCCCGGAAUGAACAAGUUAUUAGCCGGGUGGAAUUUCUCCCUGUUCACUGGCACACAGCUCUGCAUGGUGAUGCUACAGGGGUUGACAGGCGGAUAAAGAAGAUUACCCUGCCCAGCACAGGUCGUCUGCGUCACUUCACUAAUGAAACCCUCUUAGAUGUGCUUUUCUACAACAGUCCUACAUACUGUCAGACCAUUAUGGACACAGUGGCUUUUGAGAUCAACCGUUUGCAUGCACUGUUCUUGCAGAGAAACCCAGACUUCAAAGGGAGAGUGUCUGUGGCUGGACACAGCUUGGGCUCAUUGAUACUGUUUGAUCUGCUGUCCAAUCAGAAGAUCGGGUCACCUUUAUCAGGUCCAGUAACCAAUGGCAAUCCUCAGCCUAAUGUGAAACAGGCCAAUGAAGUUCCUACCAUAGCGGCUGUUGAGGAGGAGUCUAAAGAGGAAGAAGAGGAGAUUGGCGACCUGCCAUCUGUUCUGGAUAUGUUGGGAUUGUCUGAAUACCUGAGCAUCUUUGAAAAUGAAAAGAUUGAUGUGGAGUCUCUGCUUAUGUGCACAGUCGAUGAUCUGAAGGAAAUGGGUAUUCCUCUGGGCCCACGUAAAAAACUUGCCAAGUUUGUAAAAGAGAAGUCAGCAAAACAGGCAGCAAGACAGUCUGUGACAGAGAAGACCGUCGCAAAAGAGGAACAAAAAGAAACCCCACGUCCCCUUCAAACAGAGCCCACACCAGAUCCUGCCAACUGCAAACUGCCAGUGGGAAGGACCAUGUCCUCAAUCCAUGUGGAUUACAACCAUUUUGAAAUAGGCACAGGACAGGUGUCAGUGGUGUAUCAUGCUCUGGACUUUGAGCCGGUGAAUUUCUUUGCACUCGGAUCUCCCAUUGGAAUGUUUCUGACUGUACGUGGAGUGGAGAAAAUUGAAGAGUCUUACCAGCUUCCCACCUGCGAAGGAUUCUUCAAUAUCUAUCAUCCACUGGAUCCAGUUGCAUACAGAAUCGAGCCCAUGAUCUUACCAGACAUCGAACUGGACCCUAUUUUGAUCCCUCACCAUAAAGGAAGGAAAAGACUUCAUCUCGAACUGAAAGAGAGUUUGUCCAGGAUGGGCUCUGACAUAAAGCAAGGCUUUAUCAGCUCUCUGAAGAGUGCUUGGCAGACUCUGAAUGACUUUGCUCGUGCUCACACCUCUUCCACUCAACUGCACGAACAGCUCGCCAUGGUAGCCAGUCAGAUCAAGGCAGAGGUGGAAAAGGAGGAAGGAGAAGAGGUGAGUAAGAUGGUUGAGAGUCCUGAACCUCAGAAGGAGGAGACUCAAGUUAAAGUAGGUCUGCUGAAUGGAGGAAACCGCAUUGACUACGUCCUGCAAGAGAAACCUAUCGAGAGCUUCAAUGAAUACCUGUUUGCACUCCAGAGUCAUCUGUGUUACUGGGAAUCUGAGGACACAGUUCUACUUAUUCUCAAAGAAAUUUACAAGACCAUGAACAUAUGCCCGGAUCAGCCAGUGCAUUGAUAUAAUUAAUGACAAACUCAUAGGCAUCAAAAAAUAUACUACAUUGAAGUUAAAUCAGUAUUUUAAACCGUUUUCAGCUCUCUAGCUGAACAAAGAUUUUUUUUUUUGCUUUUUUGUUUUUCUUUUAUUUUCUAUUCUUGCAGUCUGUUGUAUAAAAAUGAAUACACUUGUGUUAUUCCAUGUCUUAAAUUAAGAAAUUAAACAGUGGAUUUCAAUAACACCACAAAGGUUUGAAAUUACAUUUUUAUAGCUUAAAUUAUUGAGCUGCAAAAGUUUGAGUGCGAAUGGAAUCAAAUGUGAAUUCCGAUAUCAACAGAAACUUGUAUUUGGAGUUAAGGAAGAUGAUAUAUUACCUAUGCUGGUUAUUGCUUAACCAACAAGUCAUAAU
Xyrauchen texanus (razorback sucker) is the source of this 3381-nucleotide messenger RNA. Its product is annotated as SEC23-interacting protein-like. Gene Ontology annotation, molecular function: protein binding; metal ion binding. NCBI's taxonomy places the organism in Eukaryota, Metazoa, Chordata, Actinopteri, Cypriniformes, Catostomidae. The transcript is spliced from 18 exons. The coding region runs from base 90 to 2993 and encodes 967 amino acids. The record is from RefSeq and is a predicted model, not a curated record. Gene Ontology annotation, cellular component: COPII-coated ER to Golgi transport vesicle.